Erigeron canadensis is the source of this 1434-nucleotide messenger RNA. RefSeq names its product metacaspase-1-like. Gene Ontology annotation, molecular function: cysteine-type endopeptidase activity. The record is from RefSeq and is a predicted model, not a curated record. The coding region runs from base 46 to 1137 and encodes 363 amino acids. The transcript is spliced from 5 exons. Gene Ontology annotation, biological process: proteolysis. NCBI's taxonomy places the organism in Eukaryota, Viridiplantae, Streptophyta, Magnoliopsida, Asterales, Asteraceae.
CAUUCAUAACCAUAAAAACCAUAAAGUUUGUUGUCACAAAUCUUCAUGUUAGUCGACUGUUCAAAUUGUCAUACUCCAUUAAACUUGCCACCAGGAGCCAAAUCCAUAAGGUGUUCAAUAUGCCAAGCUAUAACCCGAAUAGCUGAUCACCCAUCUCCAUCUGGGUCGAAUACGCUGUUUCAUUCAUUGUCGUUUAAUGAUAACCAGCACGUACCGUCUGGUUAUUAUGUGCCUCCUCCUCCGGCACCAAUACUACAUAAUUACCCCGUAUUGUCUGGAGGAGGAGGCAGAAAAAAGGCGGUUAUCGUUGGUGUGUCGUAUAAGAAUACUAGACAUGAACUUAAAGGUUGUAUUAAUGAUGCCAAGUUUAUGAAGCAUCUUUUGCUUACGAGGUUUCAGUUUCUUGAAUCCCAGAUUGUUAUGCUCACUGAAGAAGAGACAGACCUUAGCCGGAUCCCAACAGGUCGUAACAUGAGGAUGGCAUUAUCUUGGCUAGUCAAUGGAUGUCAACCAGGUGACUCACUUCUUUUUCACUUUUCUGGUCAUGGUUCACGGCAGAAGAACCGUAAUGGGGAUGAGAUAGAUGGAUAUGAUGAAACCUUAUGUCCCUUGGAUUUUGAAACUGAAGGCAUGAUUAUCGAUGACGAAGUCAAUGCAGUAAUCGUCAGACCCCUUCCUGUUGGUGUUAGACUUCAUGCUAUUAUUGAUUCUUGUCAUAGUGGAACUGUGCUGGAUCUCCCUUGGCUUUGCAGAAUGAAUAGAGCUGGGCAGUAUGAAUGGGAGGAUCAUCGUCCUAAAGAGGCAGGCAUAUGGAAGGGUAGCAGUGGAGGAGAAGUCAUUUCGAUUAGCGGAUGUGAUGAUGAUCAAACAUCUGCUGAUACAUCGGCUCUAUCAAAAAUCACAUCAACUGGGGCAAUGACGUUUUGUUUUAUUGAAGCUAUAGAACAUGGAAACGCAUCUACGUAUGGAAGCUUGUUAAGCUCUAUGCGUAACUCUAUCAGUAAUGCUUCAAGAGGGCCUGGUGGUGGUAGUUCCUCCUUUAAUAUGUUGUUGAACGGACGUCGUGGAUUCACUCAGGAACCACAAUUGACUUCAUGUGAGCCUUUCGAUAUAUUUGCAAAGCCAUUUUCCAUUUGAUUCUGGAUGCCGAUGUACAGUAUUAGUUACUGUGUACAGUUUGUAGGAUUUCAAGCUGACUUGCAAUCAUGGAUUGUAGUUAGAACUAUGGGACCAAGAUCGACGUCUAAAUUUAGUGAUCAGAAUGAGCGUGGAGUGAACUUUUUAUUGUUGUUUCACGGAUCAUUAACCUGCUUAAAACCCCGAGGACACAGAGUUUUGGGGCAACUAUAACAUUUCAUUGUUAUUUUCAGGAACAUUUUCUUUUGUAUUGUGGCAUUACCUAUUCGGUAUCCAAAGUAAUUUGAUGUGAUAACA